AUGUUAGAAUCCAUGAUACGCGCGAAGACCUUAAUUCAGGACGGUGAACAACGCGAUUACAUCCCACUCUUUCAGUGGAUGAAAGACAUUACUCUUGUCUGUGAUUUUUCAGGACUCUGUCGUGUCCUUACUGGAUAUUACGAUGGCAAGCUCCAUCUCGGUUUUACUCGAAUUUUGGAUUUCUCAGAGUACCACCUAGUACCACCAGCUGGCAUACCAUAUCUUGAGAACAUUGAUCAAGAAAAGUUCUACCGAAUGAUGAAUGUCCUAUUGAAAUGGGCAUGGCCAAUUGCAAUGAUUACUAAGAAUGAGAACGGAAACAUUCCACCAGUGAUCGUGCAUCAUCCCGAGAUGGAGGAGACCGAUGGAGGUGAUAACGAUUGGGUGAAGGUUUAG
This is a messenger RNA of Penicillium subrubescens, 396 nucleotides long. RefSeq lists its product as uncharacterized. NCBI's taxonomy places the organism in Eukaryota, Fungi, Ascomycota, Eurotiomycetes, Eurotiales, Aspergillaceae. The coding region runs from base 1 to 396 and encodes 131 amino acids. The record is from RefSeq and is a predicted model, not a curated record. The transcript is spliced from 2 exons.